Molecule: messenger RNA, 1356 nt
Organism: Rhizophagus irregularis DAOM 181602=DAOM 197198
Lineage: Eukaryota; Fungi; Glomeromycota; Glomeromycetes; Glomerales; Glomeraceae
Source: RefSeq, a predicted model, not a curated record
ACCCGUCAAGAAAAAUUUAAAAAAAGUACAUACAAUGACUGAAACAAAACCACCAACCUCAAAUGCUGGUGAAGACGUCCUUCAGUUUCUUGAAACAUUAGAUAACUAUUCUCAAACAACUGCUACUAAUCAAGAAACAGGAGGACAACCACCUGCUGAUACUCAAUCAGUUCUUGAUUUUCUUGACCAGUUUGCAAACGCUCAAAAUAAUAGUUCGACUAAAGGAGGAGAUAAUCAAAGUAGUUUGGCAGAACAACCGGAACAGCCACCACAACCACCUCCACAACAACAAAAACAAAACCAACAACAAAUAUCAAGUGAAACUCAAGAACAAAAACAAGAAGGAGCUUGGUCUUGGGGAGGUUUAUUAGCAUCAGCUUCUACAGCUUAUAAGACAGCAAGUACUGUUGUUGAUUCUUCUGUUAAAGAAGCAUUAGCUACAGUUGAAAAUGUACGUACAAAUGAAGGAACUAAGAAAUUUGAAGAAAAGUUUCGCGGAAUUCUAAAUAAGGAAGCAAUUGGAAAAAUAGGAACUGAUCUAAGAAAUCUAGGAUUAAGUACUCUUACAACUGUAGUCAAUGCUGUAGUACCUCCGAUUUCACAAUAUGAGAUAGUGGAAGUAUGGUUAACACAUGAUAUGGUAGGAUAUGUUGGACUAGAAUCCCUUGUGUAUAGAGCAUUUAUGAAAAUAAUGGAACAGGUUGAGGGUGGAGAUAUUGUAGUAAGAAAAGGCAAUGAAUCAAAAAGUUAUGAUUCGGAAGAUGAAGUGCACAGAGAAUUAAAUGUUUGUGAAGGUUUUAUUGAAGCUGGUGGAAUUGCAAAGGCUAAUAUUGAACAAAUGAUCAAGAAACAUUAUAAACCACCCCCUUCAAUAAAUGAAAAAAUAAAAGAACAAGAUCAACAAGAGUUACUAAGAGAUAUUCCAACAACAACUAGUCCCGUUUUCAUGGCAAUUCAACCCACAAAAGCAAAUCCUUGCUCUUUACCAACAAAUAGCGAAACAUCAACGGAUUCUGAAAAAUAUCUAUUUUACGUUAUUGUUCUCACUGAUCCAACUCAUAAACUAACCUUUAAGACUGUCUCACAAGCAUUACCUGUUAGUUGGUUAGAUAUUCCCCAUGAAGAAAAUGAAUGGGUUGAGUUAAAAAUGGUUCAAGCGAUAAAAUUAGCUGUUAAAACAAUUGCUCAAGAAUAUGUUUGGCAUCGCAUGACAGCCAGUGAAGAACAUCAACAAGAGAGUCAACCAUUAGAGGAAAAACAAGAAUAAAAAAUCUAUUUUACUUUGACUUAAUUGUAAUUAUAUAUAGUAUAUGUAAAAUAUUUAUUAAUUAUUAAAUAAUUUACAACAUAAAAAAA